Messenger RNA from Arabidopsis arenosa, 767 nucleotides. The record is from the annotation of a GenBank genome assembly. Lineage: Eukaryota; Viridiplantae; Streptophyta; Magnoliopsida; Brassicales; Brassicaceae.
UCACGAUUUCUUCUUCUUCGUCGUCGUCUCUCCCAAUCGUCCAAUUAAGCUCCGAUUCACUUUCUCCGGCGAACGGUUUUCUUUGAAUCGUAUCACGAUGGUGUUAUCGACGAGCGACACUAGCACCUCUUACAACUAUGUCAUCGAUGACGUUAUCAACAAGUCUCGAUGCGAGCUCGUCUACAAUGGAGAACUUGAAGAGAGUGUUCUUAGCCAGAUUCAAUCGAAGUGGAAAACGAAGAUGAUACAAGCCGGAGUCAUAACCGGAACAAUCGAACCAUCUACUGCUUCGAUUCCCGCACCUCCGAUAUUGCAGACGACUCUUCAGACUCCGCCGAAUGCAGUUCCUUUACCUGAGAAGAUGUCCAUAAAGAAAGAGUGUGAUGAAUUUUAUAUUCCUCAGCAAGAUGGAGCUAGAGAUGAAGCUAUGGUCACUUAUGCUCCUAAUGAUGAGAAUGAAGAGCUUUUGAACGAGGACGAUGAUGAUGAGGAAGAUGAUAUGGAUGAUGAUGAUAUUAACAUUCCACAUUUGGUCAUGUGUCAAUUUGAUAAGGUGAAGCGUUGCAAGAACAAGUGGGAGUGCAAAUUCAAUGCGGGUGUUAUGCAAAUAAACGGCAAAAAUGUUCUUUUCUCACAGGCCACAGGAGAUUUCAACUUCUAGAAGAUGCUACUAGAUUUACUCACUUCUGAUUAUGCAGAAGAUAUUUUGGAUUUGUUUCAUUAAUAAUACCUCUUUCCAAGGGAUUUAUUAAAUGGAAUUUGCGAAA